UCCCGUUAUUUACACAUCAAAUGCUAGAAAAGAUAUAAAAAGGGUUCCAUUUCACCGUCAGCCAUGCUUUACUCAUCUGACAAUUUGCAUCUUGUUCAUCAUUCAUUCUUUUCUCCAUCUUUUUCAUCAGAUCAAAAAUGUACUUUUACCAUUAACAGCUUAAUUCCUAGAAAAAAAAGAACACAGAUAUAUUUUCUAAAAAAACAUUGUGCUCCACCUCCUUUUUCUCCUUUUUCAAUUUGACCAACUUGAUUCGUCAGUGCACACCGAUCUACAUAUCUAACUUCGAUGAUUGUGGAUCAUCUUCUUACCAGGAGCGCUGUCCGAUCCAUUGGGUUGUUACUCGCUGCUAUAGUACCUCUCGCCACUGGUUACUUUCUCUAUGUGCUUGCCUAUAAGGAAACGCCUGUCGAUACUCUUGUUCACAAUGUCCCCGUCUUCUUUCGGAUCCUACAAUCCAACACUUCCACUAUAGCUGAAUUACCCACUAUUGCCUCCAACGUAUUAUCGCAAUCAUCCUCACCCUCAUCAUUGACAGCAGCAGCAGCAGCCACAUCUAUGGCCGCUAGCUCCCGAUCUUUUGGUGUUGUAUCUGCGUCAGCAGCAUGUUCAGAUAGUCCCAAUAGUGAAAUCUUGGCUAUUUUGUCAGAAGCCGACAAAGUGCAUCUAUCGCCUGCCACCAUCAAUACAUUGUUAGCACUGGCAUCGUUUUUGGAGAGCCACGGAUGGUGGCAUCAUGCUCUGACUAACGUUCCAGGUUAUCACUAUACUAUCAAUGCUCUGGGACCCCUCCGAGCUCGUGUAGAACCUCUCCUGCAACAUCCCAUUGUUGCAUCCUACAUAGCAUCACAUCAGGCGCUUGCAUGGGUAGUUUCAUUGUUUCAUAUCUGGCUGGCAACCGAAAUUCUGUUCUACAUUCAUUUCUGGACAAGACUAGCACAGGCCCAGGAGAUAGAUCGAUAUGGGAAGGGGCCCAAGACUCGACGAGAACGCAAGGAAUUAUUUCAGAGAUGUCUCGAGACCAUCGCUGAAGGGGAUGGAGCCAAGACAUGGGUUGAGACCUGGUUUGAUACUGGCCGAACAGCCCGACCUGCCAAGUUUGAAGAGAUCGGACGAUCCAAUAUGAUGCAAUGGCUUGCAUGGGCAUAUUGGGCAGCACCAAUUGAAGAGGUCUUCAAUUCUCCUACAGACAUAAUGGAUCUGAAUGAAAUGGUCGAUAGUCUCGAGAGCUCCAAGGGCAUCAAGUUCUCUGACGGUCAUAACCCGGAAGUAGAAUGCAUCCGUCUCGCAUUCGAUCCAGUCGUUGCUUCACACCGCCCGCUUAUUUAUUAUGCCUUGGUCUGGACUGCGAAUGCCAUCGCUAGCCUUGUCUUCUAUCUAUUAGGAUUUAUUCGCUUUGAAGGCACGUCGUAUCGUGCACAUCUAUUUAAAAAUAGUUUCGAUAAAGUAGCUGGUAACAAGGAUAAUAUGAAUAUCAAUCCUGCGACUGAUCUUACUUACUGGCAUCGAUCGCCAGCAGAUCCCAAGAACAAGAUCCCUUUGGUUUUUAUUCAUGGCAUCGGCAUCGGUCUAGCGCAAUAUAUUCACUGGGUGAUUGCUCUCUCCACAAUUUCGCGUCCAGUGAUCCUAAUUGAGGUUCCCUAUGUCUCUAACAAAUUAUUCAGAAGCGAGUGCAUGACACCAGAUGAAACCUAUUUUGCAAUUGCAAGGAUCUUGAAGACUCAUGAAUACCCCAAGGCCACGUUCAUGGGCCAUUCUCUUGGAACCAUGCUCUGUGCUGCAGUCAUGCGUGCUAGUCCUGCGAAUUCUUCUAAAUCCAUUGUGCAUGGCUUGGUUCUGGCGGACCCCAUCUGCUUUUUGACACAUCAUUCGAUUGCCCGUAAUUUUGCUUACCGGAUUCCAUCGACCGCAGCUGAAUUGAUCAUGGAUCUGUUUGCAGCUCGGGAAAUAGGUACAUCUUGGUAUAUCAUGCGUCGGUUCUGUUGGGAUCAGUGUAUUAUAUUCCCUGUGCUCUGGAGGCGCAGAGCAAGCAUCAAAUGUGGACGUGAGACAGUAUUGUCGUUACAAGGAAGAUACUCGCCCGUUUUGCCAAAAAUGACUCGGGUUUUCUUGUCGAGAAAGGACAAUCUGCUAAACAUGGAUAUGAUUGCAGAGUAUCUGAGGAAAAGUGUCGGAUUGAGAGAAGACAAGCAAGAGCUUCAUAUAAUGGAGGAUAUGGAUCACGCGCAGUUCUUGCUUCGACCAACAUGGUUCUUUAAGGUUCUUAAGGCAGCACAAGAAUGUUAA
Messenger RNA from Lobosporangium transversale, 2286 nucleotides. RefSeq names its product Alpha/Beta hydrolase protein. The transcript is spliced from 3 exons. Bases 289 to 2286 code for a protein of 665 amino acids. NCBI's taxonomy places the organism in Eukaryota, Fungi, Mortierellomycota, Mortierellomycetes, Mortierellales, Mortierellaceae. The record is from RefSeq and is a predicted model, not a curated record.